Molecule: messenger RNA, 2236 nt
Organism: Stylophora pistillata
Lineage: Eukaryota; Metazoa; Cnidaria; Anthozoa; Scleractinia; Pocilloporidae
Product: BTB/POZ domain-containing protein 16
Source: RefSeq, a predicted model, not a curated record
GAUGGCGGACAUCCAAGUGGAAAGUUAUGGUCCUGUUGGAAAUAAUGUCUUUUCUGGAACGCCAUCUCCUUUACCUCGGCCAUAUUUACCGUCCUUACCACCUGAAAAAACCAUCAAGCCUUCUUACUCAAGAUUUCUCAUCGAAGCACCAUUUUCGGCCUUAGCUGGUGUGGUUGCAGAUGCAAGAGAUCCUCCGAAGCCCCCUAUGCUACCACGCAGUAGAAACAGAAUUCAAGUUGGAUGCACCAACCGUUGGAGACUUCCAAAUAUACUUGGUAGUGAUCUUUUGGGCUCAUCACAAGCCCUUAAGUCUGUUACAAGUUCUUAUAAUGACACUAUAAAGGCAGUCAUGACUGCUGACUGUCCAAUGGCAACAUGCAACCAUGCAGAGUUAGGUGGAGAAAGAUUGUACAGGAGUGCAAUACAUUCCCUGAUUUCUCCCAGAUUUCUUAAGUCACAGCCAACACCUGGUCUAAACAGUACAAAGGAGUUUGAUCGUCGCCUUAUUCGUUCACAACCAACCUCUUAUGCUGGAUCUACAAGAAACACAAAUGGACAUGGUGGACUUUCUUCAUUUCAUCUCCAGCAAAUUGACUACCAAAGAAAUGUAAUUCCACCAGCAAUGAGAUCCCCAACUCCAAUGGAACUGUUUUUGUGCAGGUCUCAAACUGCUGGGCUUCAUAAAGUACCAGAUGUCAUAGUUUAUGCUUUGGAGACUACUUGGGAACUUCAUAAACCUUAUCUUCAAAAGUCUUCUUUACUGAGUUCAUUGCUGAAAAAAGCUGAGAUGACUGGUAUGAGAAACAUAGAGGAAAAGGCAGAGGAUGAAGCAUUAAAUCCUGGAGAAACAGUUGAAAGUAAUCUAGAUGCCUUGAUAACAGCUGCAAGCUUAGCAAACAUGGAUCCUUCUGCUGUGACUUCAGACAUGUCAGUUGGUAGAAGACGAUCCAGCAGUGAGUGGUACAAAAGCCAGUUAACAUUUAAACUGAGAGUCAGGGAUCCACUCAUCACAAAACAAACUUUUGCCCUUGCUCUCUCUGCACUCUAUGAGAGUGAGAUUGAAAUGAAUGUAAGUGAGGCAGAUGUUGUUGGUGUCUUGGCUGCUGCCACUUUCUUGGGAUUCACUGCUUUGGAAAAAUUGUGUGCUGAUGUCAUGUUAAGAUCCAUUGCUGCUUGGUCUGUCUGUGCAUUUCAUGCUGCAGCUUUCAAGAACAAGCAAACUUCUGUCAUGGAUGCGUGUGAGAGGUGGCUGGAGCUCAAUUUAAUUCCACAGCUCUCAGUUCAAAUAUUCUUGAGUCAUUUGCCACAGGACCUUCUGGAGAAGUGCUUGAAAUCUACUAAGCUUUUCACAUGGAACGAGUAUUCUUUAUACAAGAUGUUGGCUUACUGGAUCUUUCUUCAGCAACACCCCAGCUUGCAGUUGAUGCCUUCAUGGGGAACUGUUGUUACGUGGUUUAUGAGUUUACCAAAAAUCACUUCAUUUCUUGAGAGGGAAGAGGGUCAUGGCUAUAUGAAUUUAUUCAGGGCUGUUAGACUGGCUGGUAUCACAGAAAGUUCACAGCUUGAUGAGCUGCAAAAGAUGAACCUCAUUCCUCAGAACUGGUUACUACGUAUCUACAGCCAACAUUAUCACGCGUUACAAGGAGGGGGUGAUAUGUCUUUGAUGACGAGAUUUGAACACGGAGCAUUACGUAAAGGUUUCAUAUUGGAGGAGCAUUUGAAGUACCACUCGGAAAUAAUGUCACUUCAUGGAUUUCAUUUCGAAAUUAAAGCAGUCAAGGAUGAAAGCAAUUCCAAAUAUUCCUUCUUUCUCCAGAGAUUAAAACCAAAUGAUCCAGUGCUAUCAUUCAGAGCCUGUGAGCGCCAUACGUUCUCUAUGCGUCAUGAUAGAGAGGUACGGUAUUGCAUUCGUGUUCAGUGGCUAGACAGCGGAGUAAACAAAGUUUUUUCAACGGGAAUUCUCUGUCAGAGUUUUGGCUUCUCAGGAAAAGCAAAGCAAUCAGAGGUUGUAACAGUUGAAGAUGUGCGUAUGCCGCUCUUCGUAACCGUGUCGUUAAUGUUCCCACCGUCUUAACCUCUGAUAUGUAGAUAGAAUCUUGCGCCUCAGUGAAAACUGUUUUUUUUUUUUACUGUUUAUUAUUUCAUACUUGUACAUAGUGCUUUUGAAACUCAGUUUUUUUUUCAAAAUAAUAAGCUGUAUCCUUUGCGAAUAAAGGUAUGCGAAAGUUGUUGGGAA